This is a messenger RNA of Morone saxatilis (striped sea-bass), 2632 nucleotides long. Its product is annotated as ovochymase-2. Lineage: Eukaryota; Metazoa; Chordata; Actinopteri; Moronidae. Gene Ontology annotation, molecular function: serine-type endopeptidase activity. The record is from RefSeq and is a predicted model, not a curated record. Gene Ontology annotation, biological process: acrosome reaction; proteolysis.
GUUUCCCUGCAGAACAGGGGCUCUCAUUUCUGUGGAGGGGCCAUCCUGACUGACCGCUGGAUAAUGACCGCUGCACACUGUUUUGCAUCACUCUCAAAAGAGUUUCUCAGUGGUGUGAGAGUGGUGGUGGGAGAGUUCGACCAGAGGGUAGAUGAUGAAGAGGAGCAGGUCUUUUUCAUUAAGUCCGUCUCAGUCCAUGAGAAGUACCAUCAUGCGUUGCCUAUGGUCUAUGACAUAGCUCUGGUGGAGUUGGAUAAACACAUUCGAUUGGGAGCCCGUGUCCACCCCAUAUGUCUGCCUUUGCCUGAUGAGAGCGUCCCACCUGAAACCAGCUGCAUUCUGGGUGGAUGGGGCAGAGUGAAGGAAAAGGGUCGUCUUCCUGCAGUGCUGAGAGAGGUCCAGUUAGAUUUGGUGGACCCAGCCAGAUGUAAAUAUAUCCUCCAGACCGUCAAAAGUUCAAUUGUUAAACAGAGACCAGACAGGCCUCAGCCAGCCAUGACAGUUCUGUGUGCCGGGCCAGAGAGAGGAGGGAGAGAUGCCUGCCAGGGUGACUCAGGGGGUCCUCUAGUAUGUCCGGCAGGGUCAGGCGGCGGUCACUGGGUAGUGAUGGGUGUAACUUCCUGGGGCAAGGGAUGUGGUCGGAGCUGGGGAAACAACAGCAGCCGUGCCCCUUCCAGAAGAGGAUCUCCAGGAGUUUACACUGAUGUCAGGCUGUUGCUGCCCUGGAUUAAACGUAAACUGAAAGAGGCUGAUGAGCAGCAGCGGGGGAUGACUUCAUCAAAACUCUGCAGCGUGAGAGAUGGACCUGUAUCUGACAGUGAGGGGGUAACCAGAAACCCCACCCGCCCUGGUGAUCACUAUGACAACAACCAGUUGUGUGUGUGGGGUAUCAGUGUUCCUCCAGGUUUUAGUAUUCUGUUGGAGUUUGAUCAUUUUGAUCUGGAGAAUGACUCUCACUGCCGCUACGACCGACUCACCGUUUCAGUCGGGACAUACAGGCCUGUUGGGAUUUUCUGUGGAAGUGUCCCUCCAGGUCCACUACUCCUGAAUAAUUCCCAGAAUGCAACACUUCUCUUUUCCUCUGACAUUAACCGAGCAGGAAGCGGCUUUGUCAUUAGGCAUCGUGCUGUCCAGGGACGCUUUAAUCCUGGAUGUGGGACUGUUGUUCUAGUUGAGAAUCAGACUGCUGUCCACAGCCCAAAUUACCCACAGUUCUACAGUAAUGACUGCGUCCUCCGCUGGGUUAUUUACGCUCCACGGGGUCAUGUUGUGAAGCUUGACUUUGCUGACUUUGACCUGGAAGAGUCAGACCUUUGCUUCUUUGAUUCUCUCACUGUCCUGGGAGAUGUGGAAGGAACAGAGGAGAUCGCGGUACUGUGUGGUGGCAGUGUUCCUCCUCCUGUGCUGUCCUACCACGGCGUCAUGGUGCUUCAAUUCAAGUCAGACAGCAGCAUUACACACAGGGGCUUCAGUGCUACACUUGCUUUCAUCAGCCAUACAGACCUCCGUCAUCAGGAUACAACCGGCGCAGAGAGUCGAAGAGAUGGCCUGAGAGAUAACCGAGAAGGUUUAAAAUUAUAUGUGGACUUGGAUGUAGCAGACCCAGUUGUGCAGCAGUCCAGCAGCAGAGCCCUGACCCAACAAGGUGAUGUGGACCAUAAAAGCUCAGAGGAUCCCAGACUGCAUGUGGACAUGGGCUCAGGUCAUGACUACAGCGGAGAAUCCUCAGGGAGUGGGGACACAUUUCCAAGCCUGUAAUAUAUAACACUUUGGACAUUUCUUUAAGUGCUUUGGUCAUAGAUUCAGUUUAAUGAAUUCAAUUUAAUCAAACAAUAAAAAACAGCUUGAAAUAAAUCUACUUGUUGACAGAGUGGUAUGAUUCCCCUUUAUUGAGUCCUGAUUUUCAUUUUAAUGGCUGACUGUGACUCUUGUUUUGUUUAUCUUCCUCCUAAAUGUUUACAUCUGCAUCCCAAAACACUUUAGAAACAUGCUAUUAUGUAUAUUAUACAUUUUAUUUGGAAAUAAUAAAUAAAUAAAUAAUAACAUUAUUUUAAGUCCCACAAUUUAGCAUUUCUAAAAGCAUAUCUAACACAGUAUUAUGCACUUGUAUGCAGAUAUAUGUGUUUAUUAAUGUAUUUGUCAACAACUGUAGCUCCUCCUGUGGGCAUCCAGAGGUGGAGGUUGGUGUAUAAACAUGAUGAAUGACACACUUAAUAUAAAAUAUCUCUCUCUCUCAGGAGAAGUUAUAAUUGCUGUCAAAUACCUUACACACUUAAACAUUUCUGUAUAUUUCCAACCACAUUAUGGUGUGUUAUAAAGCAUUUACUAAAUGUUUGUACUGCUUAUAAAUGCUCAAUAGUGGGACUAAAGUGUUGCCACUGUUGCAUUAUGAGAGGUGUCUUGUGUUUUUUAUGUUUGUAGGUAAUUUAUGUAGUGAACUUUGUAGUUUAUCUAUUAUAAACCAUUGUAGAUAAAGUCUAUAUGAUCUUUGCUUUUGCUGCUUGGUGAUUCCACUGGUAGAAAAGAAACUUUUAAUGAUUUUUACGCCACUUGUUUUGAACUCAGUGUUAAAGUUGUCAGUAAACUUGAGGACAUACUUUCCUAUCAUGUAUUAUAUUAAGAUGCAAUAAAA